Molecule: messenger RNA, 2486 nt
Organism: Motacilla alba alba
Lineage: Eukaryota; Metazoa; Chordata; Aves; Passeriformes; Motacillidae
Product: mediator of RNA polymerase II transcription subunit 1-like
Exons: 6
Coding region: 1-879 (292 amino acids)
Biological process (GO): cellular response to thyroid hormone stimulus; regulation of transcription by RNA polymerase II
Cellular component (GO): mediator complex
Molecular function (GO): nuclear vitamin D receptor binding; transcription coregulator activity; nuclear thyroid hormone receptor binding
Source: RefSeq, a predicted model, not a curated record
AUGUUGGAACUUUUAUCCAGACAAAAAGGACUUACUGUUCAUGUUAGCCCCAGUGGGACCACCUGCUACAUAACAUCAAUGAUGUUUUAUGUAGAAAUUCAGCUGGAGAAGGAUGGAGAUGUGAUGGAUGUAAAGUUGGCUCACUUUGAAGAAGCUCCUGUGCAAAAAAAGGGAAAUAAGAAAGAAAAUCAGUAUUUUUGUCUUUUUAAAACAUUGGGUUUGUUUUUAAUAGUAGCUUUCAUAACCUACUGUCUUAACCUAAUUGCUAAUAAAAAUAAUGACCUGGUUUCAGGAAUUCAGAUUUCUGGCUUGAAACUAGCUCCACUGUAUGAGCUAAUUGUUCAGUCUACUCUUAAAGAAAAAUGCAGUGAAGACUUGUCUACAAAUAAAUCUUGUUUCUUUGUGUCUCUUCCAGAUCACCCAAAGCACUGUUACUUCAUAAACAAGGGCUCAGAAAAAUCAGGUUUAGCAGGAGCCUUGGUCAGUAAAAUCCCAUUUAGCCAUCCAAAGUGUGUGCCUGGUGUAAUAGAGAUUCUUCGACAUCAAGUGGCAUAUAACACUCUUAUUAGCAGCUGUGUCUCUGAGAAGAAUAUAAAUGAAGAUGAUUCAGAACUGCUUUACUUUGAAGUGGUACCACACAAGAACACCAGCUUUUCUGUCUUUUUCCUUCAUCCUGUGAAAGAGAAUUUAGCCUGUGUGGUAAUAGAUGUUGUAAGCUCUAGAGAAGUCCAAUGUCACCUUCAUUUAAAUCCUCAAGAUCCAACUCUGAAUUCUACUGAUGACUUCAUAGCAAGAGCUGUGAAACGGCAAGUGCUUUUAUUUCCUAACAGAUGUCCACCAAAUGGAAAUAUCAUGUGCAUUCAUAAUGCCAUGAACUGAGCAACUGGAAAACUUCACUUUAGUAAAAUGAUGUAAUACAAUAAUGGGAAUAAGUUACGUCAGUGUCUUACGUAUCUCUUUUAAAAAUUUUAAACAUUAACAGUGAUGAAGUGUUUCUAGUAGAAAGCAUGUGGAAGCAAGGAAAGACUAAUGAGUGAAGAGUUUUACCUUUUAUAAAGAUGCUUUUCUGAAGACUCUAGCUGAUAACAGUCUCAUGUCUAGCUUAUCUUCAAAUAGCAUGGAAAGGUCUUUUUCCACAUCUACGUAAUAGCAAUCAGUGCUUCUUUUCAGAAAGUGAGUUGUAUACGGCACGUCUACAACACUGACUCUGGUUUGUUUUCUGAACAAAUUCCAAGAGAGAGAGUUGUUGUCAUGCAUGAACACAGGUUAGACAAACUGAUUCAGAACACAGUCCAAGAGCACUAAGUGAUUUGGCAAAAGCUAGUACACAACUAUUAUCUGUUUGAUGACAACAAAACCAAUGCAGGUUGGAUUUUGAACCUGAUUUUAAACAAGGUACUAUUUUUGGAACCAGGUUAAGAGUGGGAAAAAAACUCCUCCAGUAUAGACAGUGUUUUAGAAGAGAUACCUUCUGUACCUGCGUUACGCAAAGCAUGAAGGUUACAAUUAUAAAACUCAAGAAGAAUGAAUCCAAUAUUCUUAGUUUUGUUUUCACUAGAAGUACCCUAUGACUUAAUUUUUGUUGACCAGAUUGACCAGACUGAAAGACCUCCCACUCUUUCAGUCAAAGCUUCUGUGCACACCUAACUUCAAAGACUUAGCACUAAAUUUCAGUGUGUCAACAUAUAUUUCUGGUGCAGCACAAGUAGUUUAUAUUAUGGUUACAAAGUAACACCAGGUUGUCCAAGCCAAAACCAGAAAGGAGGUAAUGAAAGGUUUUCAUUCAGGUGUCAGCCACAGUUUAAAAAACAGAAGUACUUUAAAGAAGGUAUGAUGUCUGUAGUAGUGACUAAUGUGUCAUUUCCUUCUUCAGUUGCAUGUCAGUCCCAGUUGUCAUGAGAGCUGUUUUCAGGAACGCUGCCAAGGUGAAAGCUAACAGUGAAACACAAGACAUGGACAUAGAACAAGAACCUGGAUCACAAUCGGAGCAAACUACACAUUCUGACAGUCCCCAAGAAAGCCUUUCUGGUGCUGGUCAGCAAGACUGGGUAGUGACAGAUAAGCCAAAUAAUACAGGGAGUACAGAAGAAAAUCUCUCUACAGCCAAACUGGAAACUCUGGGUGAUAAUGUGGAAAAAAACUAACCCCUCACUGUGCACUAAAACUUUGUGGAGGAAAGUAAUUCCAUAGCUAGUACAGAAGCUGAUGUAAUAGACAAAAAAUCUGAUGGUUUUAUAAACAAAAAUGAAGUCUACUUACUAAUUUGUGAAUGGUAUCUCCUCUGCAAACUUUUAAAUAUGGGAAAGUAGUUCCCUUGAAUCUGCAUUUUAAAACAUCCAAAUCUGUCAAGUCUAACACUGUUCUAUUAACCUUUAUUUUGUCUUGUUACUGAAAACCUCAAAAAUCGUUGUGGUAAACAAGAUUCCCUCUAACACUGUCUUUUUCAUUGUUAGAAGGUAAGGCAUUACUUUAUUCUUGGUCAAGAG